CCGGACCCCAAUGUCACGGAGUACGUGGUGGGUCCACUGCCGACGCCGCUGUAUCACCGGGACGUCACGGUGCAGAAGUACGGGGGGAAGGUGCCGUACCACCGCAGACCGACACUGGCUGUAGAAUACAAACAGAUCGCAGCCUUUUUGAAAAGCCAGGUGUUCCCUGCAGCUCCAUCUUUCAUGCGUCAAGUAAUGGAGUAUGAUGGAGCCAGUCUAGCAGCCAUGGCAGCUGCUCCCCGUGGGUUCCAGUCUGGAGAUCGCAUCACCUGGUUAGUUUUGUUUCAGAAUGUGAGCGGGUUCUUCGUGCACCCGAUGGGGCUGGAGGUGCUGGUGGAUCACAGCAGCCUGGACGUCUCCCAGUGGGUGGUGAGCAGAGUCUUCUACAACGGGCAGUACUACAGGGACACGGUUCAGCUGGAGAGCGCCUACGUGCAGGGUCGCAUCAGCGUGGAGAAGGCCUGGAGCUUUGCCUUUGGGAUGAGCGUGAAGACGGGCCUGCGCCUGUUUGAUGUCCGACAUCGGGGGGAGAGGGUUGCCUAUGAAAUCAGUGUCCAAGAGGCUUUGUCAGUGUAUGGCUCCAACUGCCCCGGAGGGAUGUCAACGAGGUACAUGGACGGGAGCUUUGGCAUUGGGCGCUACACCUCCCCCUUGGUGCGAGGGGUCGACUGCCCCUAUUUAGCGACGUACCUGGAUGUGCACUACCUUGCUCAUUCCCAGGUGUCUAGAACUAGUAAAAAUGCCCUCUGUGUCUUUGAGCAGAACCUGGGCUCUCCUCUGAGGCGCCACUACUCCAACUUGGAGUCGCUCUACUACGGGGGGCUGGUCAACUCUGCUCUGGUCAUUCGGUCCAUUGCCACUGUGGGCAACUACGACUACGUGUGGGACUUCAUCUUCUACCAGAACGGGGCUAUUGAAGGCAAGGUCCAGGCCACGGGGUAUGCGAGCUCGUCCUUCCUCCACGGGGAUGGUCUGAGAUACGGCAAUAGGGUUUGGGAGCACACGCUGGGUACGAUACACACCCAUUCCAUCAACUAUAAAGUGGACUUGGAUGUGGGAGAAGGACGUGGAGUGGACCACGAUCUCCAGAAAGCCAUCCUCGGCUGGCGGCGACACGCAUGGGGCCGGGUGCAGCGGGGCCAGCUGUGCGGGAGCUGGUGGUCGUGCAGGAGCAGCCGCCCUCACAUCAUGGUGGGGUGA
This is a messenger RNA of Tauraco erythrolophus (red-crested turaco), 1200 nucleotides long. NCBI's taxonomy places the organism in Eukaryota, Metazoa, Chordata, Aves, Musophagiformes, Musophagidae. The record is from RefSeq and is a predicted model, not a curated record.